AUGGACGUAUUGAGUGUGAGACAAGCAUUUCCUGAAUAUCGAGAUGAAGUAUUUUGUAACUUAAUACCACGAUUUCGUCCAUACAAAUUAUUUUCAUUCAAUCAACAUAGUCAAUAUCCGCGAAUAGGUAUUGUACACUAUGAAAUGAAUCAUAUUCAACAACAACAGCAACCGUUUUAUGUACGUUAUCAUACACGCCGUUCAUCGAUUGAUAAUUUAAUUGUUAUUUAUGCAUGUAAUCGUGGUAUAUUGGUUCAUGGUGCUAAUGACUCAUACACUUCUUUUUGUUCUCCAGCUUAUUCUGGUGAUAAAUGUCAAUACCAGCAAGAACGUUUAACUGUCCACUUGAGAUUAGAAACAAAGGUAAUAGAUGAUACUGACACAUAUAAAAUCCUUAUUCGUCUUCAAACAUCAGCGAAUAUGUUUUAUGAUUAUAUUGACUUUACAUUUGCCAACUAUAAUCCAACAUCGCCAUACAAAACUGUUGUCUGUUUUACUGUUGAAAAGCAGUCUUUUCAACAUAGUCCAUGA
Didymodactylos carnosus is the source of this 531-nucleotide messenger RNA. The record is from the annotation of a GenBank genome assembly. Lineage: Eukaryota; Metazoa; Rotifera; Eurotatoria; Philodinida; Philodinidae.